Messenger RNA from Akanthomyces muscarius, 771 nucleotides. RefSeq lists its product as uncharacterized. The record is from RefSeq and is a predicted model, not a curated record. Lineage: Eukaryota; Fungi; Ascomycota; Sordariomycetes; Hypocreales; Cordycipitaceae. The transcript is spliced from 2 exons. The coding region runs from base 1 to 771 and encodes 256 amino acids.
AUGAGCGACACGCUAGAAGCGGUCUUUUACCCGCGGUACUGCUUCCACCUGGCACCGACUGCAAAUGCAUGGUGCUUCCUCCGGACCAGGGACCUGUUCACGCUGCAACAACGAGAUGGCUUUGAGGGCGAAGGUUUGUAUUUCCACCGCAAUCUCCCGAUCAAAUGGGUCCGCAUUGUCGGCGUCGUUGUCGCGAUUGACGAAUUCGGCACCUUCCGAGCAUUUACAAUCGACGACAGCAGCGGCGCCUGCAUCGAAGCCGUGAUAUCCCUCACCGCCCCGGCGCCAGCCUCGGAUGUCGCGACCACAUCAGCUCCUCUCGGCCCGUUCGGGCAACCCGCCACGCCGUACGACCACAUCGAUGUCGGCUCCGUCGUAGACGUCAAGGGUGCCCUGACGACGUUUCGCGACGCGAAGCAGCUCAAGGUGGAAAGGAUGACUGUCUUGCGCGGCACGGCCGAGGAGAUGAGGCUCUGGGUCAAGAGGAGCGCCUUUGGGAGGGACGUGCUGGAGAAGCCGUGGGCCCUGCCCGAGAAGACGGUUCGCAAGUGCCGCAAGGAGGCGGAACGAUCCGAGGCCGAGGCCGAGCGCAAGAGAGAGCGGUUCAAGGCCGCUUCGGCGCGCAAGACGGGCAAUGCGUAUGAGGCGCAGAAGAGGCAAGGUGCUGCUGGGGACAAAAAGGAGCGGCCCAGCAGGUCACGAAAUGAUGCCCAAGAAUUCAUCGAAGUUCUGGCAAGCUCCAAGGGCAAGUUCAACGCUCUAGGGCUAUAA